CCGCCGCCGCCGCUGCCGCCGCACGCCGCCGACCGGCAGCCCCUCUUCCAGAGGGGCUCCAGCAGCGGCGGCAGCCGGCGGGGCUCGGGGUCGAGCUCGGGCUCGGCCAUGACGGCGGCGGAGCUGUACGGGGCGGCGGCGACGGGCGGCGGGGCGGGGGGCGGCGGGGCGGCGGCGGGGGCGCUGCUGGGGCCCGCCGGGGCGGGGGGAGGGCGGCGCUGGGGCUUCCAGGCGCUGUCCCUGGUGCUGCUGCUGGGGCAGGGAGCGCUGCUGGACCUCUACCUGAUCGCAGUCACCGACCUGUAUUGGUGCAGCUGGAUCGCCACCGACCUGGUGCUGGCGGCCGGCUGGGGCAUCUUCUUCUGCCGCAACAGCCGGGCGCGCCGCCGGGAACGGCCCCCGCCGCCCCCCGGGCCGCCGCCGCCGCACCCGCUGCUGCUGCACGGCCCCCCCGGCGGCCGCGGGGCCGGGGGCCGCGGGGCUGGGGUCCCCCCUCGCGGCGGCGACUUCGCCUACGCGCACCUCGCCUGGCUCAUCUACUCCAUCGCCUUCACGCCCAAGGCGGCGCUGAUCCUGGGCACCUCCAUCCUGGAGCUGAUCGAGCUGCGCCUGCCGCUGGGCACCACAGGCUUCCGCAUCACCCUGGCGCUCUCCGCGCCGCUGCUGUACUGCCUGCUGCGGGCCAUCGGCACCGAGGGCGCCGGGCAGCUGCUCCUGCCGCCGCAGCCGCCGCCGCAGCACCGCGCCGCCGCCGCCUUCCUCGCCACCUGCCUCGACCUGCUCGACAGCUUCUCCCUGCUGGAACUGGUGCUGCAGCCCGGGCGGCCGGCGCCGCUGCCCGCCCCGCUGCGCUACCUGCUCAUCGCCGUCUACUUCCUCUGCCUGGCCUCGCCGGUGCUGUGGCUGUACGAGCUGAGCGCCGCCCGCCCGCCCGGCGCCGCCCGCCUCGCCCUGCACCUCCUGCUGCCCGCCGGGCUGCUGGACGCGCCGCUGCUGGCGCUGCGCUGCCUCCUGCUCCUGCGCUACCAGCAGCCGCUGUCCCUCUUCAUGCUGAAGAACCUCUUCUUCCUGACCUGCCGCGGCCUGGAGGCGCUGGAGACCUGCUGCCUCCUCCGCCCCGCCGCCGCCCCGCCGCCCGCCAAGUACGGCCCGGCCGCCGCCGCCCCCACCGCCGCCCCGCUGGCCCACGGGCUCUCCGACGUGGACGUGGGUCCCCACGGGUACGUGAACGCCUUGGCGGUCACCGCCCAGGGCUGA
Molecule: messenger RNA, 1257 nt
Organism: Serinus canaria (Common canary)
Lineage: Eukaryota; Metazoa; Chordata; Aves; Passeriformes; Fringillidae
Gene: TMEM121B
Product: transmembrane protein 121B
Exons: 2
Source: RefSeq, a predicted model, not a curated record